GGGGUGGAGGGGUACGGCGGGAUACAGAGAGUCUGCCCAUGGGGUGGGACUCACAUGCCUGUGGGGCUGCCACGGACGAGAGGGGGCAGUAUGGUCCGCCUCUACGUUCGCAACAUCACCAACAACGUGUCCGAGGCCGACGUGCGGCGCGAGUUCCAGCGGUAUGGACGGGUGACGGACCUGUAUGUCAAACCGUCAGCGGGCUUUGCCUUUGUGUCAAUGGACCGCGAGCGGGAUGCGCACGAUGCCAUGGCGUCGCUGGAUAACGCAAGCGUCUGGGGCUCGCGUCUUGCGGUUGAGGUGACCGCCGACCGCAGCAGCGACCGUGGCGGCGACCGAGGGCGCGACGAUCGCCAGCGGAGGAGCCGCGGCUCGUUGGGAGACGACGGAGACCGGCGCCGGUCACGGUCACGCGAGGUCUCGCCACGGGACAGCGGCUACGGCGACCGUGAUCGUGGGCGGGAUUGGGACCGUGGACGUGGAUACGACGACCGGAACCGCGACCGUGGACGUGGAUACGACGACCGGAACCGCGACCGUGGAGGGUACGACGACCGGAACCGUGACCGUGGAGGGUAUGACGACCGCAGGCGUGACCGUGGUGGCUACGACGACCGGGGGCGUGAUCGUGGUGGGCGCAGUGGACGCAACAGUGGGCGGGGCGUUGUCGGGCGGCUGACUUCGUACGGAGCGCGCGAGCGCGACCAGUUCUCGCGAGGAGGACGUGGCCGAUCGCCGCCGCCGUCCCACACGCAGAUGGAGAGUGCGGGGAAGAAGAAGAAGAAGGAGCGCAAGAAGAAGCAGCGGCGGCCCAAGUCUGCAGGCCCGCCGCUUCCGUAUGUACUCCAUGUCACGGGCGGGCUUCCUGACGGGUAUUCGUGGAAGGCACUCAAGGAGCUUGUGCUGGCCAAGACUGGGCUUGCGUCGACGGACAUCGGCUAUGUCGUCAUCCGCGAUGGGAAGGGCCGUGUCGAGCUUAAGACAGCUGAGGGACUGGCGGCUGCUAUGGAGCGAGUGAUCGGUCCGGUCGAGCCCGACCACCCUGCGGGCGACGUCGAGUGCCACACCGAGAUUGUGGCUGAGCUGCUGGCGUCGACCGAGGGCGAGAGAACAAGUGAGGUUGUCGCGGACGAACCGGCAGCCGAGGCGGGACCGGCGGGGAAGUCUGCAUCCCCGACAGCGGCGGAGGGGUCCCCGGCACGAUCGCCAAUGCAGUCGCCGGGAGCGUCGCGGUCGCGGUCGCGAUCGCGGUCGCGGUCGCGACACCGGUCGUACAGUCAGGAGUGAGGAGAAGCGAGGGCGCGGGCCACGAUGCGGAGGAAGACCGAGGCGCCGAUGGCGAGGGCGUCCUCGUCAAAAUCAAACGACGGCUUGUGAUGCGGGAGCGAGCCCGGCGGGCCAGCAGCGGCCGGCGCCGAGCCGACAAAAAAGAGCAAGACGGCUUGGCACGGGUAAAGUAAGCAAAGUCCUC
Thecamonas trahens ATCC 50062 is the source of this 1471-nucleotide messenger RNA. RefSeq lists its product as uncharacterized. Lineage: Eukaryota; Apusomonadida; Apusomonadidae. Gene Ontology annotation, cellular component: cytosol. The record is from RefSeq and is a predicted model, not a curated record. Gene Ontology annotation, molecular function: mRNA binding. The transcript has a single exon. Bases 55 to 1287 code for a protein of 410 amino acids.